Molecule: messenger RNA, 382 nt
Organism: Suillus subaureus
Lineage: Eukaryota; Fungi; Basidiomycota; Agaricomycetes; Boletales; Suillaceae
Exons: 3
Coding region: 144-368 (74 amino acids)
Source: RefSeq, a predicted model, not a curated record
GUGCAUCCGAGUCGGAAUCGUUCUACGUAUGUCAUUUUAUAGUCACUCCGCUAUGCGCCCCGCUUACUUAUUCCAGUGACUUCUUGGAAGCCCUUGAUGAGGGGUCUUUCUUCACCACAUCUCCAGCAGCGACCCCCUCCCUCAUGCCUACUCCCUCACUCUCUCAGGCCACUCCCUACAUUCCAAACUCUACCUCUGCACAUCCUCCUGAGGCACCUACUGAAGGGCAUGCACUCCCUCUUCUACCGUCUGCCACCAAGCCGCUGCAGAUCAGGAGUCAGGUACUCGCGAUGCUGAUCGACAAGUUUUUUUUUCUAUCGGCACAUGCCUUUGAAGAUUUGCUCAUGGAUGGUUUCCUCGGGCGUUGAUCUCAGCUUCGUCC